Messenger RNA from Daktulosphaira vitifoliae (grape phylloxera), 1093 nucleotides. Its product is annotated as phosphoglycerate mutase 2-like. The coding region runs from base 241 to 1020 and encodes 259 amino acids. Lineage: Eukaryota; Metazoa; Arthropoda; Insecta; Hemiptera; Phylloxeridae. Gene Ontology annotation, molecular function: intramolecular phosphotransferase activity. The record is from RefSeq and is a predicted model, not a curated record. The transcript has 5 exons. Gene Ontology annotation, biological process: glycolytic process.
GGUGUUUAGUAUUGGAAUUAUUGUUGGCCCGGCUUGAGCAAACGUAGCUGCGAUUAAAGGCAGAUACAUAGCAGACAGCGGCGCGGACACCGACACUAUACAUAGUAAGGCUGCAGCGGCGGGGCUGCAACCCGCGAACCAAAACAAACGCACACGUUGUCCAUAAUUCAGUUUCUUGUUUUUGUUUUCACCACGCACUUCAAAUAUUGUUAUUUAUCAUCAUCGAUCAGCGUUUUCAAAAUGACAGGACGGAGGAUUGUAGUAAUGGCAAGACACGGGGAAAGUGAAUGGUCCAAAAAUAACGUGUUUUGUGGUUGGUACGAUUCGUUAUUAUCUGACCGAGGAGUGAAUGAAGCUCGCGAGUGUGGUAGUUUAUUAAAAGAAUUUGAUUACAAAUUUGACCGAGUCUACACAUCACUUCUCACCAGAGCUCAUCAAACCCUUAAGAUUAUCACUGAUCACAUAGAACAGCCUGAUAUACUUGUUGAGGAAUCAUGGAGACUUAACGAACGGCAUUAUGGUGCUUUAACUGGUUACAAUAAGGCUGAAUUAGCUGAAAAAUAUGGAGAAAAACAGGUUCAAGUAUGGAGACGUAGUUUUGAUGUACUGCCACCCCCAAUGGAACCAAAUCACAAGUAUUACAAAGCAAUCUGGUGUAAUCCUAAAAUAGUUACAGCAUCGUAUUCCUUAAACGAGAAAUUCCCCUCUACAGAAUCUCUAAAAGAGACAAUGGAGAGGGUAAUACCUUAUUGGGACAAUGUUAUUGCCCCUAAUGUACGUAGAGGACAAAGGGUUUUGAUUGUUGCUCAUGGUACGGUAUUACGAAGUCUUGUUAAAUAUUUGGAUGGGAUAUCAAAUUAUGAUAUAUGCUCAAUUAACAUUCCAUCAGGUAUUCCUUUUGUUUAUGAGUUUGAUGAAAACAUGAAAGUGAUGUCAUCGAAAAGAUUUCUUGGUGACAAAAAAAGAGUUGAAGAAGGAAUUGCCAGGGCUGCAUCAAUUGGUACUACUAUGCCACGAUAAGCAGUCAAUCUGUUAUACAUUUGGACUUAACUAUAAAUUAUUAUACAUUUAAAAUAUGACUAUUGUUUGUGUA